This is a messenger RNA of Topomyia yanbarensis, 1451 nucleotides long. RefSeq names its product hydroxysteroid dehydrogenase-like protein 2 (gene Hsdl2). The transcript has 4 exons. Lineage: Eukaryota; Metazoa; Arthropoda; Insecta; Diptera; Culicidae. The coding region runs from base 145 to 1386 and encodes 413 amino acids. Gene Ontology annotation, cellular component: mitochondrion. The record is from RefSeq and is a predicted model, not a curated record.
CUCCCACGGGUUGCUUGGCGUGCCAGUGCGUAAAGUAUAGAGGACCUGUGUGGAAUAUGCUUUAAUUCGUUAAAUUGGUGAUUUUGCAAUAGAGUUCAACGGAUUGACACGUCACUUGGCAAACGAAUAUUCGUGCAUAGCAACAUGAAAAACACUGGAAAACUGGCUGGCCGGACAAUCUUCAUUACCGGUGCUUCGCGUGGAAUAGGAAAAGCAAUCGCUUUGAAAGCAGCUCAAGAUGGUGCAAAUAUUGUGGUAGCAGCCAAAACGGUAGAUCCGCACCCGAAGUUGCCAGGGACAAUCUAUACGGCUGCAGCUGAAAUCGAAGCUGCCGGUGGUAAGGCUCUGCCUUGCGUGGUUGAUGUUCGCGAUGAAGUCGCCGUUCGAGCGGCAGUCAAGAGCGCAGCUGAUAAGUUCGGUGGAAUUGAUAUCCUAAUCAACAAUGCCAGCGCUAUUUCACUCACUCCUACCGAACAGACAGACAUGAAGCGUUACGAUCUGAUGCACAACAUCAACACGCGUGGAACGUUCUUGGUUUCCAAAGAAUGCAUCCCCUAUCUGAAGAAGAGCAACCACGCACACAUCCUGAACAUAUCGCCACCACUCAAUAUGAAUCCAUUGUGGUUCAGCAAUCACGUAGCCUACACCAUGGCGAAGUAUGGAAUGUCCAUGUGCGUACUGGGGAUGGCUCGUGAGCUCAAAGGCGAUAAUAUUGCGGUUAAUGCGCUGUGGCCUCGAACCGCUAUCUACACUGCUGCCAUGGAAAUGUUAACCGGGAAGGAAAGUGAUCAGUUCUCCCGGAAACCGGAAAUCAUGAGUGAUGCUGCGUAUGCGAUUCUUUGCAAAGAACCGAAAAAUGUGUCCGGAAACUUCUUUAUCGAUGAUGAAGUACUGAAGGCAGAGGGAAUAACCGACAUGAAGCAGUACGCAUGCGUUCCGGAAAAUGCUGAUAAAUUGAUGCCGGACUUUUUCCUGGACGUUGCUCCGGAGAAACUGUUAGAAUUUGCCGCCGAUGGCAGUCAUGCAGCUUCGCUGAAAAAAGAGGCCCCUGGUAAAAUCGAAGGUCUUUUCCAGAAGAUCGAAUCCCUGCUCAGUGAUGAGAUUGUUAGCAAAACAAGAGCAAUUUAUGAAUUCAACGUGAAAGGAGAGGAGUCCGGUAUAUGGUUCGCUGAUUUGAAGAACGGAACCGGCAAGGUUGGCAAAGGUAAACCGCCAGUAGAUGCGGAUGCUACGCUCACCAUGGAUUCCAAGCAUUUUUUUGAUAUGUUCAGCGGUAAGCUGAAGCCGGCUAGUGCCUUUAUGACCGGGAAGUUGAAGAUUAAGGGUGAUUUGCAGAAGGCAAUGAAGCUGGAAAAACUGAUGGGUGGAUUGAAGUCAAAGUUAUAGAUUGGUUAAGUUGGUGAAGGGCUAGAUGUUAUAUAAAAUAAAUUGUGUUUAAGGUUUGCAAUAUA